AUGCCCUCUCUACAUGUUGCGGCGCGCAUGGAACACGCGCGCGCUCUGCAGCCAGAUGUCUGGUCGACCUUCAGUGCUGCCAGCCUCCCUCCCGACUGCAUCAACCUCGGCCAAGGGUAUAUGAACUUCGCGCCCCCGGCAUGGGCGUGCGAAGGCGCAGAGGCGGCGCUGAAGACGGCCGAGGGCAACCAGGCCGCGCCCGUAACUGGCAUCCAGCGCUUGCGCGAGGCUAUCAAGGCAUUCUACGGCACGCAGUAUGGCAAGGAGCUCGACGCCGAGACAGAAAUCGUCGUCACCGGUGGCAUACACGCGGUGCUCACGGCGUUCGUGGACCCGGGGGACGAGGUUGUCAUCUUCGAGCCGUUCUUCGACCACCACAUCUCGUCGGCGGUGCUCAACGGCGGGAAGCCCGUGUACGUGCCCCUGCAUCCCAGCCAGGACAACCAGUCCCAACAUGGAAGGAAGACGUGGUCUAUCGACUUUGGCGAGCUGCGCCGCGCCAUCACAUCCCGCACGAAGAUGAUCAUCCUGAACACCCCGCAUAAUCCCGUCGGGAAGGUUCUCACUAGGCAGGAGCUGGAGACCAUCGCUGAGCUUGCUAGAGAAUACAACCUUUUGGUCUUCUCUGACGAAGUGUACGAGACGAUCGUGUAUGAUGACAGAGAACACAUCCGCAUUGCGUCUCUCCCCGGCAUGUGGGAGCGUACGCUCACUGUCAGUUCGACUAGCAAGCUGUUCGCCGCCACCGGCUGGCGAGUCGGCUGGCUCAUCGGACCGCCCGAGCUCGUCAGGCCUGCGUUCGCUGCCACGUUGCGCAUGUCAUACUGCACCAAUACGCCCAUGCAGGAGGCAGCCGCGCUGAGCUUCGAGCGCGCCGCGGCGCACGACUUUUUCGCGGUGCAGCUGCAGGAGUACGCAGAGAAGCGAGCGCUCCUGACGGGCGCGUUUGAGCGCGUCGGGAUCGCUUACACAGUCCCUGAAGGAGGUUACUUCGUCCUCGUCGACGUGUCGCGCGUGCGGUGGCCAGAUGACUAUCCAUUUCCAGUGGCACUGAAAGGGCGUGGGAGGGACUUCCGGGCGGCAUGGUUCAUUGCAGUAGAGGUCGGCGUGUCAUCGAUCCCAUUAACAGCCUUCUAUUGUGAGGAACACCAGGAGUUCGGAGAGAACUAUUUGCGAGUCGCGUUCUGCAAAGAUGUGGAUACCGUGAAGAGGGCUGCCGAACGGCUACAAAACCUCAAGAACUAUAUACUGUAG
Postia placenta MAD-698-R-SB12 is the source of this 1254-nucleotide messenger RNA. RefSeq lists its product as hypothetical. Gene Ontology annotation, biological process: biosynthetic process. Gene Ontology annotation, molecular function: pyridoxal phosphate binding; L-kynurenine:2-oxoglutarate transaminase activity. Gene Ontology annotation, cellular component: cytoplasm; mitochondrion. The transcript has 9 exons. NCBI's taxonomy places the organism in Eukaryota, Fungi, Basidiomycota, Agaricomycetes, Polyporales, Adustoporiaceae. The record is from RefSeq and is a predicted model, not a curated record. The coding region runs from base 1 to 1254 and encodes 417 amino acids.